Emiliania huxleyi CCMP1516 is the source of this 708-nucleotide messenger RNA. RefSeq lists its product as hypothetical. The coding region runs from base 1 to 708 and encodes 235 amino acids. The record is from RefSeq and is a predicted model, not a curated record. The transcript is spliced from 5 exons. NCBI's taxonomy places the organism in Eukaryota, Haptophyta, Isochrysidales, Noelaerhabdaceae.
AUGCAGACCCAAAAGGUCCCUGUGCGGCGCAAGCUGCUCGAGCAUGGGUUUAUCAUCCUUUCGGGGUUCAUCACAAUGUAUGCGUAUCGCGAGAAGCGGUACACUGACCGCGCGAGCAUCCUGCGCUUCUACUGCCUGCGAUUUGGGGCAAUCGUGGCCUCGUAUUACCUCUUUUACGUGCUGAAUGCCCUCUACUACAGCGUCACGAGGUGGGAGCGCCAUGACGAGUUUCUCGCUGGAGGUGCCAUCACGUCGCUUUUCUUGGUGCAAGCCUUCGCACCAGCUUCACUCUGCCUCAUGCAUGGGCCGAUUGUGUCGAUGGCGAUGAUUGAUCUUGGCAAGCAGACUGGAUGUCUCAUCGUUGGGGACGUAGACAAAUGCAACGCGGGGGACGACCAGCGGUGGUGGAACUGGUAUAUUCUUUACAGAUUUCCCCUGGCGUUGAGAUAUGCCUGGCAGCAUGAGACCCGCUGGGGUCGUAUCGGGCGCUACUUUUGGGGGGCCGUAGCUGAUAUCACCGCCGCUGCGUUCUUCGUGCUCAACUUCUUUUGGUUUGGCAGAGACGGGUGGAAGCCAACUGGGUAUGGCAGGGUGGUCGCUUACGAGCCGUUGUGGCUCACCCUAAUGGGGGACCUUGGUUUCCAAGUGUAUAUGUGUCAUUACUUGGUCAUGAAUUUGCUAAUUGACUUUCACGCGCCGUGGGCCUAG